CAAUCAUGGCACUUUCGACAUAACCCAUCCAUACUAUAUGCAACUAAAGGCCGUUCAUUUUUACAUUCCUCAAGGUUCCCAACGCUUGUUUGGAGGAUUAGAAGUAUGGCAAGGUUAUUAUCAGUCAGCUCGCCCCACCAAAGGUAGAAUGCAGAUUAAUAUCAACUUCAGCGCCACAGCAUUUUACGAAGGUGGUGAUUUAAUAGCGAUCGUUGUUAAAUUUCUUAACAAGAAAUCUCCAGAUGAUCUCCGCAGAGGACUCGACGAUAGAGAUCGAGUAAAACUUGGAAUGUUUUUAAGGAACCUAAAAGUUAGAGUCGUACAUUGUGGCGACGCCGUUGCUAUGCGUCGAUAUCGUAUCAGGGGUAUUACCCCAAGGCCUGCAAAUCAAGCGACAUUUACGAACAGCGAAAACGAGGUUGUGGACGUUGCAACCUACCUUCAUCAAACGUACAAUAGACCAUUAAGGUUUCCCGUAUCUUUCGUGUGUGGCACUUAUUUAGUAAUUGAUAACGAUGAUAUCAUUAGGAACAACCAUAUUUGCGAAGAUACAAACGGUCGACAUUAUCAAAUUCACAUGUAUACAACCGCAAACAAAAUUAUGCAGGGAUUCAACCAAAUGACUGAAGUUUCAGCCAGAGUACUUCCAGUGCCUACGGUUCAAUAUCACCCGUCUUAUCUACUAUCAAGAAUUCAGCCAAAAGAGGAUGCUUGGAAUCUUCGAGGCGUAAAAGUUGCAAUGGGAACAACCCUUGGCUCGGGUGUUUUGGUGUUUGCAUCAAACCACGUGAUAUCUGAAGAAAAAGUAAUGCAUUUUCUCAAGAAACUUAUAACGACAUGUCAAGAAACUGGCAUGAAUAUUCCGAAUCGUAAUCCGCCAAUAAAUUACGCUAAUCCACAAGGCGAUAUUGAAGGGUCACUCAAAACCGCCUGGUUUAACGCCAGAAACCGCGCUAAGGCGCAACCCAAAUUGAUAAUCUAUGAAUGUGAAACUGGCGGUAUGAAUUCAUUUUUAAAUGUUACUCAUCACGCGAUUGGUCGUACAUCGAUAACAUCACUCUGUGCCUCCAUGGAUGCUAAAGCUUCUCGAUAUGCAGCUACAAUACGACCGCAAAUGACAAGGGUUGGUGUGUCGGAAAGCCAAUUCAAACAAGUGUUGUGCGAUGAAAUGACGGCUAUCAAAACGGCAUGUCAAUCCAUGGCGGCUUGCUACUGUCCACCCAUAACAUUUGUCGUUGUACAAAGACGACAUCACGUGAGAUUUUUUCCAAUAGAAAAAAAGGAUUCUGAUCGUUCUUACCGGGUUACCACAAUCGAUGACAAUAUUACGCAUCCAUUCGAAUUUGAUUUCUAUUUGCAAAGUCAUCCUGGUUUGCAAGGAACCUCCAGACCAACCCAUUAUUAUGUUCUUUAUGAUGAAAAUCGUUUCACCAGUGAUUCUGCAUGUUUUCAUUUACGUGAUCAACAUUUUUUGGAUACAGAAUCAUCCGAGGAAGGUACCGGAAUCUCUCCUACAUAUGUGACUGUGCAUCCAGAUCUUGCAAAG
This is a messenger RNA of Ambispora leptoticha, 1546 nucleotides long. The record is from the annotation of a GenBank genome assembly. NCBI's taxonomy places the organism in Eukaryota, Fungi, Glomeromycota, Glomeromycetes, Archaeosporales, Ambisporaceae.